Messenger RNA from Hibiscus syriacus, 1023 nucleotides. RefSeq lists its product as uncharacterized. The coding region runs from base 1 to 1023 and encodes 340 amino acids. Lineage: Eukaryota; Viridiplantae; Streptophyta; Magnoliopsida; Malvales; Malvaceae. The transcript is spliced from 4 exons. The record is from RefSeq and is a predicted model, not a curated record.
AUGGAUAAUACUCUUCUUGCUCAAGAAUUGGUGAAAGGCAAUGGAAGGAAAAACAUUUCUCCAAAGGCUGCUAUAAAAAUUGAUCUUCUAAAAGCCUUUGAUUCUCUCAAUUGGGAUUUCAUUUCCUCUACUCUCUUUGCCAUUGGUCAUAGAGGUAUUAGGCAAGGAGACCCUCUAUCUCCUAUUCUUUUUAUGAUGGCUAUGAACAUUCUCUCUAAAAUCCUCAAUCUUGCUGCUGCCAGAGGUAAUCUUGAGUCUAUUGUUGGUGUUACCACUGUUCUAAACCACUUUUAUACCUUGUCUGGUCUUAAUCUUAAUAUCAAUAAGACUGAAUUUUAUGCUACUGGUAUUUUUGUCGGAACCCUAGAUUCUAUCAAAUCUGCCACUGGUUUUAAACAAGGAUUUCUUCCUGUUAGAUAUCUUGGUGUUCAUCUGUUCCUUAUUCCCCAGAAGGUUAUCAAUCGACUUGAACAGCUAUGUGCUCGUUUCCUUUGGAAAGGAUCUGAUAAAGCUGCAAAGGGUACCAGAAUUAGCUGGAACAAAUUAUGCUGCCCCAAAUCUGAAGGAGGUCUGGGCUUGAAAGAUCUUAGCUCAUGGAAUAAGGCUUGCAUGGUCCAACUCAUUCGAAAAAUCCUUACAAGUAAUGGUUCCCUGUGGGUUGCUUGGAUUCACUGUUAUGUUAUUAAAAACAGUGGAUUAAGUGACAUCAAUGGAAGUUCUUCUUUAAGAUGGAGCUUUAGAAGACUUCUUAAACUUAGAACAGAGGCCCUCCCAAUCAUUUAUGAUGGAAUCACUAAAACCUCUGCCAUUUGGGAUGAACUAAGGGAGCAUAGAGAUAAAGUUCCAUGGCAGAAAAUGCUCUGGUUUCCUCUCCAUAUUCCCAAACAAAGCAUUAUUUCUUGGAUGAUUAUUCUUGAUCGUCUUCCUACUCGUGAUAGACUUUUCAGAAUGGGAAUCACUACUGAUCAGAUAUGUAUCCUUUGCAAUGUUGAACCCGAAUCCAGAAAUCAUUUGUUUUUUUAA